This is a messenger RNA of Puma concolor (puma), 348 nucleotides long. The record is from RefSeq and is a predicted model, not a curated record. Lineage: Eukaryota; Metazoa; Chordata; Mammalia; Carnivora; Felidae.
AUGACCAAGAAAAGAAAGAACAAUGGUCAUGCCAAAAAAGGCCGCGGCCACGUGCAGCUUUCUGGCUGCACCAACUGCAUCCAUUGCGUGCCCAAGGACAAUGCCAUUAAGAAGUUCGUUACCUGGAACAUAGUAGAGGACGCCGCAGUCAGAGACAUUUACCAAGCGAGUGUUUUCGACGCCUAUGUGCUUCCUAAGCUAUAUGUGAAACUACAUUACUGGGUGAGUUGUGCCGUUCACAGCAAGAUAGUCAGGAAUUGCUCUCGUGAAGCAAGGAAGGACAGAACACCGCCACCUUGAUUUAGACCUGCGGGUGUUGCCCCACGAUCUCCACCAAAGCCCAUGUAA